AUGAAAGUUCUUCGUCGCUUGGUGCAGCCCCGUAUGGAUGGGACCUAUCUAGUACCCAAUGAGAUUGUGGAGAAAUUCAAAGACAUUGCUGGUGGUGGUCGGGCUGAAGUGCUACAGCUGUUCCGAAAACACAACGGUGACAAGGAUGCUUUCAUCAAAUCCUGCCGCAGGAAGGUGGAGCGGAUUAGUGAGGAUGACCUGUAUACUGAGGGUGAGUUCAUGUCGGAACAGGACAUGAUUGAUGAUAAUUACAAGGAGACCCGCAUCGCUGCUAUCAAAGCUCUAUGUGACCAACAGAAGGGCUGGGUGCGGCGAGACAAGUAUGAGAAGCAGGUGAAGCUUUACUGGGUUGAGCUCAAGAUCGGUGGCCGGAAGUUGAAGCGAAAGCGGGAGGUGCUGGAAGAUGAUGAGGAUCUUUCUGAGGAUGAAAUGAACAAAGCCAAGUCGGCCUUUGAUGGGGACCUCUUACCCAGUGACUGGCAGCUCCCAGAGGACACAACAGAUCCCACCAUUGUCAUUGAAGCCGACGGGGGGGUUGACACCAAGAAGGCCCUGAAAAGUUUGAGUUUCCCCUUGAUGGAUGAUGAUGGGCUCCCUUCAUCCUACAUUCAGCGCAUCCUUGGGGCCAUCGCAAAGUGGCGAGUCAAGAUGCACAACAUAAUCUCUUGCUUAGAAGUUUUGGAGGAAGCACCGGAGACUGUGGAAGCGCACCAGGAUGAGCUUGGGAAUCACUUCAAAGAAGCCAGGAAAGAGCGUCUUGUCCGCCUGCGGGUGGGCCAGGGUGGGUGCGCUGAAGCUUUGCUCCUGCAGUAUCAUUGGCUGAACACUCGGAUGCCUUGCGGGAAGAGACGGCUGAUGCAGCAGAGCCUCCUCCAGUCAAUCUUGGAGGCCAUGUCCAAAGACCUCAGAAUUGCUUGCUGCGACGGCAUUGCAGUUGGAAACACGAGGUAUCAUGUGGCUGUCUUGGGAAUGGCUGGAGACAUGGAGUACCAUGCAAAAACUGGAGUUCUGAACAGGUCCUACCAGAAUGUGGGGCACCGCAAUUUCAUCCCAUGCUGCCACGAAUGCAUGGCAGGAAGCAUCACCUAUCCCUUUGAGGAUGUUAGCUCAGACCCUGGUUGGAAGAACAGUUUGUACCAAACAGUGCCCUGGGUGCAACCACCGCCCUUCAAGCACAUACCAUUUGACGAUUGGAACGCUGGAGAUUCUGCCCGGUUCUUCAAAAGGGAUCCGUUUCACAUUUUUCGUUUGGGAAUAGCGCGAAAUUUUAUUGGUUCUGUCAUUGUGCUGUUCUGCUUGGAAGGGGUGUUCGAUCUUGAUGGUGCUGGAAAGUCAAUCGACCUUCGCUUGUCCAGAGCUUGGAGUUCCUUCUCGCUUUGGUGUGAUAAGCACAAUGUAUCGCCUGCUGGGCUACGAUCCUUCUCGAAAGAGAAACUUCACAUGCCAAAAAUGGGAACUUUUCCUUGGUGUGGAGGGAAAGGAAGUGAUUCGAUCCUUUUACUGAAAUGGUUGAAAUUCUUGAGUGGGCUACAUGGUCCUGCAAACCCAUCAUCACCUCUCUUUCCCUUGGUGUUGAGAGCUUGCUGCAAUGGGUUAUCCUUCCAGGCCAUUCAUAGACAUGGUAUUUGGUUGAAGUCAAGCUGCAGAGAUCGCAUCAUGCGAUGUGGGAAAGGUUUCGUUCAGGAUUACGCAAGGUUAGCCAAGUGGGCCUACGACAACCGACUUCAGCUUUUUGCAAUGGUUCCAAAGAUCCAUGCCAUGGAUCACUUUGCUGUUCAUUUGGCGCUUUUGUGCUUUGAAGAAUAUGCAUGCAACCCAGCAAUGUUUGAUUGUUCCAUGAGCGAGGAUUUUAUCGGCCAUUUGAGUCGACAAUCCAGACGAAUCUCCCAUACCAAUGUGGUCGAAAACACCAUAUUAGCAUAUAAGGUGAAGGCAAGAUUCGUGUUGAAGCGAUUCAAGAAACGAAAGAACAAAUAA
Molecule: messenger RNA, 1977 nt
Organism: Cladocopium goreaui
Lineage: Eukaryota; Dinophyceae; Suessiales; Symbiodiniaceae
Source: the annotation of a GenBank genome assembly